Prorocentrum cordatum is the source of this 1390-nucleotide messenger RNA. Lineage: Eukaryota; Dinophyceae; Prorocentrales; Prorocentraceae. The record is from the annotation of a GenBank genome assembly.
GCACAUCCGCUCGCGCGCAAAGUGGCCGAGUCGACCUUGUCAGUGCGAUGCGUUGUUUGCUUCCCUUCGCGUGCGCGGGCGUCGCCGCUGGGUUGCUCCUCGGCGGCGCGGACAAUCUGACCGCGGCGCAAUUGUUCCCGCGGGGCCAGAGCCCAACGGACGAGGCAAGCGCGAUCGAGGAAAGUUUCCGCAUCGCGUACGGUCAUUUCGAGAAAAGCUUCGACCGGAAGGCGCGCAGCGGUCUUCUGCGUCAGCUGAAAGAAGGGGAGGCAAUGUACCGAGCAGCGCACGCACUCGCGGCAUACGCGGCGGGCCCUAGCAGGCCGCGAGCGCCAGCGCCGGCAGUCGCGACAGGGGGGCGCGCCCUCCGCGCGCAACGGGGUCUCGGCUAUGACCGCGGCGCGGACCGGAAGGCCCCACUGCGACAAGGGCGUCGUCGGCGAUGAGUAUUAUCGUCGCGCCGAUCGCGUGACGGAGGUCGCAGCUUUCCCGGGCGGUGCCGUGGAUCAGCUCUUCGGCGUCGAUGCGUCGAAGAGCGCUUACGACCUCGUCGAACAAGCGCAGGGCCCCGCUGCUGCAGGGCUGCUCCAGCCAAUGGCGCUAGCGUCGCAAGGUCUUGGCUUGGGCGGCGGCCUUCUCCAGGCCGCGAUCGCCGCCAUCAUUCACGCGGUGCCGCCUCUGGUCCCGCCGCCAAUCUGGAACAAUCAACCGCUGCCGUGCGCGCCGAUGGUCACAGGCCACACUUGUUUCGGUGCCGUCCUGUACCCGAUCACCAUGGCCGACUUCGUGCUUGCAGACGUCACGGAUUCCGCCCUGGACGGCAUCAUUGCUGGCUUCCCCGCCGCUUACGCGGAAAAGGUGGGGAAGACGGGCGACGCGAUGUAUAGAGCGUGCUUCUCGGCGUUCAUGAGCAUGCAGUGUUCUUCUAUAUUUCCCCGAUGCACAGUGCCGCAGUCGGGCGAAGAGCCCAUCGCCGCGGGCGGCCGGGCACCAAUGUGCCUCCACCUCUGCAUCCUGCCGCUGAUCACGUGCCCUGGGUUUUGGAUCAGCGACGUCGCUGGCCCGUGCUCGAUGGUGUCUGUGCCGCCCGUGUGUGCGCAAGCGUUUUAUUGGAACACGCAUCGAUUGCCUCCGCAGUAUUCAAGUUUCGACGAGGCGAACCCGUUCCCGAGCGAUUGCCCUGUUCCCGACCAUGGGCCAGGAGGCAUGGACUCCGCGGAGGACCCAGCGUCGUACGACGACGCCCCGACCCCUGGGGUCCCGAUCUUGGGGAGCGAUGAGCCCGCCGACGAGAGCCCGCUCCGUUAGGCCACGCCGGGCCGGGUUGUCUGCGAUUCACCGGCCAGCGCCGGCACCGCGCAGAAUUCGCGGAGCUCGCUGAGCGUUCGGG